UCAGUUUUUGGUUAAGCUUUCCAAAAGCUUGUAUUUUCUCAAAGCAUUUUAGUUUUUUACAAAUUUUGAGGCAAUGAUUGUUCUGCAACGAUUUGGUCGCGCCAAUCCCUCACUAAGCCAAUGUUCCGGUGGUCAUCAGCAGGGCUGCAACUUAUCGGCGCUGCAACAACGCUCGUCAAGUAGUAAGAAAUUCCUAGUAGUUAUGUUGCGGCACGGCGAGUCCGAGUGGAAUCAGAAGAAUCUAUUUUGCGGCUGGUACGAUGCUCCGCUGACCGAGAAGGGAGCCAAGGAGGCGACUUUGGCAGGCAAGGCCAUCAAGGAUGCCAAAAUUAAUUUCGAUAUAGCGCACACGUCGCUGCUCUCACGAGCGCAAGAUACGCUCAAACACAUACUGAAGGAAAUUGGACAAGAGUGCAUCCCAGUCCACAAGACUUGGCGUCUCAACGAGCGCCACUAUGGCAAUCUGACGGGACUCAACAAGGCGGAGACGGCCAAGAAGUAUGGCGAGAAACAGGUGAAGAUCUGGCGUCGCAGCUACGACACGCCACCGCCGCCCAUUAAGAAGGAUAACAAGUACUAUGAGUGCAUAACCAAGGAUCCCCGAUACUGCGAGGGACCUCCGCCCGAGGAGUUUCCCAAGUCCGAGUCGCUGAAGAUGACAAUUAAGCGUACCUUGCCCUACUGGGACAAUGUAAUUGUGCCCCAGAUAAGAGACGGCAAGAAGCUGAUCAUUACCGCACACGGUAAUAGCCUACGAGGCAUAAUCAAGCACCUGGACAAGAUUUCCGACGAGGCCAUCAUGCAGCUGAAUCUGCCGACGGCUGUGCCCUUCUUCUAUGAGCUAGACGAGUGCAUGGUGCCUCUAGCACCCAUGAAAUUUCUGGGUGAUCCCGAAACCGUUAAGAAGGCAAUGGAGUCUGUGGCCAACCAGGGCAAAGCUAAGUAGAUUUCCCUUAUCGGGGGCUUGGGGAGCCGAGGUUUAGCUAUGUUUGUGGCAGAACGCAGCCAAAUAAAUUGCCAUAAUUACGAAAAGAAGGUCAAAGUAAUAUAUUGCUCAAUGCACUUGCAAGUGCCACAAUCUGUGUUUGUAUCUGAAUCCGAAUCAGAGUCAGAAUCGAAAUCGGAAUCGGAAUUCAGAGAGAGCGAAAAACGCGAAUGUCAAGCAGCA
This is a messenger RNA of Drosophila hydei, 1168 nucleotides long. RefSeq names its product phosphoglycerate mutase 2. Gene Ontology annotation, molecular function: intramolecular phosphotransferase activity. NCBI's taxonomy places the organism in Eukaryota, Metazoa, Arthropoda, Insecta, Diptera, Drosophilidae. The record is from RefSeq and is a predicted model, not a curated record. Bases 74 to 946 code for a protein of 290 amino acids. Gene Ontology annotation, biological process: glycolytic process. The transcript has a single exon.